UCUUGAUCAUAGCCGAGUGGCAUCAAACUUUCGAAGCACAAACAUACGGAAAUUCAUAGCUCACAACGUAGCCGGCUACGCAUCCAAUCACAUCCAGACAGAAAAAGAUCGUGACAUCUCCACUCAAACACACCACAAUCACAGACGCCUAAUCACUUUGUCUACACGCACACACUAAAAUCUUCUACUUGUGAGAGUUCAAUUCAGAACCAAGAGAUGGGGCUGGAAGGAGAGGAUGCGCAGCGGACUGAGGAUGUGGUGGUUGUAAAGCCGAACCCCAGUAAAGGGCUCACUUCCAAGGCCAUAGACUGGUUGGAAUGGCUGUUUGUGAAAAUGAUGCAUGACUCCAAACAGCCUCUCCAUUAUCUUUCUGGGAAUUUUGCUCCAGCUGAUGAGACUCCUCCUCUUAAGGACCUUCCUGUUAUAGGGCACCUCCCUGAGUGUCUAAAUGGUGAAUUUGUGAGGGUUGGUCCUAACCCCAAGUUUGCUUCAAUUGCUGGUUAUCAUUGGUUUGAUGGAGAUGGAAUGAUUCAUGGUAUGCGGAUAAAAGAUGGGAAAGCAACAUAUGUCUCGCGUUAUGUGCAGACAUCUCGCCUUAAACAAGAAGAGUUUUUUGGCAGAGCUAUGUUUAUGAAGAUUGGAGACCUGAAAGGGAUGUUUGGAUUGCUCAUGGUUAGCAUGCAAAUGCUCAGAGCAAAACUGAAAGUAUUAGAUAUGUCCUAUGGAUUUGGUACAGCUAAUACCGCUCUAGUAUAUCAUCAUGGAAAGCUUUUGGCACUUAGUGAAGCAGACAAACCAUAUGCCAUUAAAGUUUUGGAAGAUGGAGAUCUGCAAACUAUUGGCUUGCUGGACUAUGAUAAAAGACUGGCACAUUCUUUUACUGCUCAUCCUAAGGUUGACCCAUUCACCGGAGAGAUGUUUACCUUUGGCUAUUCACACACACCACCAUAUGUCACAUACAGAGUUAUAUCGAGGGAUGGAGCAAUGAAUGAUCCAGUUCCAAUAACAGUAUCAGGCCCAAUCAUGAUGCAUGAUUUUGCAAUUACUGAAAAUUACGCAAUUUUUUUGGACCUCCCUUUAUACUUUAAGCCAAAGGAAAUGGUGAAGGAAAAAAAGUUUAUUUUCAGUUUUGAUGCUACCCAGAAAGCUCGUUUUGGCAUCCUUCCUCGGUAUGCAAAGAAUGAGCUACUAAUCAAAUGGUUUGAGCUUCCAAAUUGCUUCAUAUUCCAUAAUGCAAAUGCUUGGGAGGAAGGAGAUGAAGUUGUUCUGAUCACUUGUCGCCUUGAGAAUCCAGAUCUUGACAUGGUUAACAGCACUGUUAAAGAAAGGCUCGAUAAUUUCAAAAACGAACUGUAUGAGAUGAGGUUCAACCUCAAAAAUGGUCUGGCUUCACAGAAAAGAUUAUCUGUAUCCGCUGUAGAUUUUCCGAGGGUGAACGAAAGUUAUACUACUAGGAAACAGCAAUAUGUAUAUGGAACAACACUGGACAAGAUUGCUAAGGUAACUGGGAUUAUCAAGUUUGAUUUGCAUGCGGAACCAGAGACCGGAAAAGAAAAGCUAGAAGUUGGAGGAAAUGUUAAAGGUAUCUUUGAUCUAGGACCUGGAAGAUUUGGUUCUGAGGCUGUAUUUGUUCCUCGACAUCCUGGUAACACAUCUGAAGAAGACGAUGGCUACUUGAUUUUCUUUGUACAUGAUGAGAACACUGGAAAGUCAGCAGUGAAUGUAAUUGAUGCGAAAACGAUGUCACCUGAUCCUGUUGCUGUUGUCGAACUGCCCAAGAGAGUUCCGUACGGAUUUCAUGCCUUCUUCGUGACAGAGGACCAACUUCAAGAACAGGCAAAGCUCUGAUAAGCAACAAGUUCUUGUGAGCUACAGCUGAUUGCUAUUACCGAACUGUCGUGUUUAUGCCUAAAAAACAAUGUGGGUGCUCGGUACUGUAUUACAAGAACGAACAACUACUCUUGUACUUUGGUUGUAUCACAUUAAAGUAUGUAUUACAAAUUGAACUUGAAUUAACAACAUUAAAGUUUCCAUUUUAAAUUAUAUGGUUCUUUAUUUUA
Molecule: messenger RNA, 2060 nt
Organism: Olea europaea var. sylvestris
Lineage: Eukaryota; Viridiplantae; Streptophyta; Magnoliopsida; Lamiales; Oleaceae
Product: carotenoid 9,10(9',10')-cleavage dioxygenase-like
Exons: 14
Coding region: 217-1848 (543 amino acids)
Biological process (GO): carotene catabolic process
Cellular component (GO): chloroplast stroma
Molecular function (GO): carotenoid dioxygenase activity
Source: RefSeq, a predicted model, not a curated record